This is a messenger RNA of Raphanus sativus (radish), 1648 nucleotides long. RefSeq names its product tryptophan synthase beta chain 2, chloroplastic. Gene Ontology annotation, cellular component: chloroplast stroma; cytoplasm. The coding region runs from base 67 to 1491 and encodes 474 amino acids. NCBI's taxonomy places the organism in Eukaryota, Viridiplantae, Streptophyta, Magnoliopsida, Brassicales, Brassicaceae. Gene Ontology annotation, biological process: L-tryptophan biosynthetic process. Gene Ontology annotation, molecular function: tryptophan synthase activity. The record is from RefSeq and is a predicted model, not a curated record. The transcript has 4 exons.
GUAUAAAAGGCCCAAACUUUGAAGGUUCUGUCAGAAAAAAAAACACAUAGAUAAAAAGAUUCAGUAAUGGCCACCACAGGAACCGCUUCUACAUUCAGACCAUCCAUUUCAGCUUCCUCUAGAUUGACGACCCAUCUGAGAUCACCGUCCUCCAAAGUCCCCAACUUUACGCCUCCGCCACUCUCUCGCUCACGUUCGUUCUCCGUCUCUUGCACCAUCGCAAAGGACCCGACUUUCCUCAUGGCGGAGGCGGAGGAGAAGACCAAAGCCGCUGGAUCUGACCCGACCCUGUGGAAACGACCCGAUUCGUUCGGGAGGUUCGGGAAGUUCGGUGGGAAGUACGUCCCCGAGACUCUUAUGCACGCCCUCUCCGAACUCGAAACGGCUUUCUACUCUCUUGCCACCGACGAUGAGUUCCAGAGGGAGUUGGCAGGGAUCUUGAAAGACUACGUGGGUCGAGAAAGUCCUCUCUACUUCGCAGAGAGGCUCACGGAACAUUACCGCCGAGAAAACGGCCAAGGACCGCUCAUAUACCUCAAGAGGGAAGACCUGAACCACACCGGUGCUCACAAGAUCAACAACGCCGUCGCUCAGGCCCUUCUCGCCAAGCGUUUAGGCAAGAAGAGGAUCAUCGCCGAGACGGGAGCUGGACAGCACGGUGUAGCCACGGCCACCGUGUGUGCUCGUUUCGGUUUGGAGUGUAUCAUCUACAUGGGUGCUCAGGACAUGGAGAGACAAGCUCUCAACGUGUUCAGGAUGCGUCUUCUCGGCGCUGAGGUGAGGGGGGUACACUCAGGGACAGCGACUCUGAAGGACGCGACGUCCGAAGCUAUAAGGGAUUGGGUGACUAACGUGGAGACGACUCAUUACAUAUUGGGAUCUGUUGCGGGUCCUCAUCCUUACCCUAUGAUGGUCAGAGAUUUUCAUGCGGUGAUUGGUAAAGAGACGAGGAGACAAGCGAUGGAGAAGUGGGGUGGGAAGCCUGAUGUCUUGGUGGCUUGUGUUGGUGGUGGCUCGAAUGCCAUGGGACUCUUUCAUGAGUUUGUUGAUGAUGCUGAGGUUCGGAUGAUUGGUGUUGAAGCUGCUGGAUUUGGAUUGGAUAGUGGUAAACACGCUGCCACGUUGACGAAAGGAGAUGUCGGUGUACUCCACGGAGCUAUGAGUUACUUGCUGCAAGAUGAUGAUGGACAAAUCAUUGAACCACACUCCAUCAGUGCCGGUUUGGACUACCCUGGAGUUGGACCUGAGCAUAGUUUCCUUAAAGACAUGGGACGUGCUGAAUACUAUAGUGUUACCGAUGAAGAAGCCUUGGAAGCGUUCAAGAGAGUGUCUCGGUUGGAGGGAAUAAUCCCUGCUUUGGAGACGUCACAUGCACUGGCUCAUCUCGAGAAGCUUUGUCCGACGUUACCUGAUGGAGCCAGAGUUGUUUUAAACUUCAGCGGGAGAGGUGAUAAGGAUGUUCAGACUGCCAUCAAGUAUCUUGAAGUUUAAAGAGAAUAAUACUUUCGUUUUCAGAUAGUGACAUUUUCUUUUAGUGGUUUUGUCAGUUCUUGCUUCUGGUUUGGGAAACUCAAAAUAGGAACAAAGUAUCAAGAAGAGAACGAAAAUUUUAAGAAUGUAAUCCUAUAAAUAAGACUUAUGUUGAAUG